Messenger RNA from Penaeus monodon (black tiger shrimp), 551 nucleotides. Its product is annotated as xaa-Pro dipeptidase-like. Lineage: Eukaryota; Metazoa; Arthropoda; Malacostraca; Decapoda; Penaeidae. Gene Ontology annotation, molecular function: manganese ion binding; metalloaminopeptidase activity. The record is from RefSeq and is a predicted model, not a curated record.
ACCACGAUAGGCAGGGCGUCAUGAAGCUCACCGACUAGUCGGGAAGGUACAGCUGGUAGGCGGUCACAGAAAACGAGUUUAACAGCACCAUGGCUUCCAACGACAAGACCCCUCGCUACCAAGACGGCGCCGCCUACUUCGACAUGGGUGAGCACACCCUCCGCGUGCCCAUGAGCCUCCAUGCCGAGAACCGCGAGCGCCUGUGCAAGCGCCUGAAGAACCGCAGUGUGCCUUCGGGAAGCGUCGUCCUCCUCCAGGGCGGAGAGGACACCACCCGCUACUCCUCGGACAUGGAAAACGUCUUCCGCCAGGAGUCGUACUUCCACUGGGCCUUCGGCGUGUUGGAGCCAGGCUGGUACGGUGCCGUAGACGUGGACUCGGGCCGCACGGUGCUGUUCUGCCCUCGCCUGCCGCAGGAGUACGCCGUGUGGAUGGGCCGCAUCGUCCAGCCCGAGGAGUACCGCGCUCGCUACCAGGUCGACGAGGUCUGCUUCGUGGAUCAGAUCCCGGAGAUCCUGCGCGGGAUGGCCACCGGCAGCCUCCUCACCCUG